GCCAUGUUCUUGGUUCUCGCAUACCCCAUCGGCCCGCUCUAGAGGGCGCCUCUCGACCCAAUGGCUUGGGUUGCGUUGAGCGGGUGCAAAAAAGUUCGCUGUGCCCCCGUUGAACCAGCUGGCUCUCGACGGCUCCUGGCAGUUGUGUGCAUCACAGGUUAGAAGAGAGUAUGACUGACGAAGCAGCUUGCCGCUCAUCUCUGUUACUCACUGCUGCCACCACCUGUCGCUCUGCUACUCAUCGAGCACCUGUCUCCAUGUCGGCCGGGUUAUAAGUAGCCCUUUUUGAUAACUUCUCCGAGCAUCGCUCAGCCCUGGUGUAUCAAACUUUCCUUCCCCCCACACUCUGUCCAUCCUCUUGUUCACAAAGCAUUGCUCCUCUUCUCGCCUUCUUUCACGUGCCUCUUAUCACGCCUGCCUACAAUGACGAGCCCGGAUUCCUGGUCACAACGUCUUCGAGAGCAUUGCCUGGUCCGCGGUAUACCAGAGCCAACUUAUACGGAUCUUUCGGAUCGCCGAGGAGGCCGAACUGCUUGGACCACCAUGGUCUCUGUCAGUGGUACCAAUUACCAGGCUCGCUUCUGGUACGAUGGCGACUAUCUUUCUCAGGCAAAAGAAGACUGCUCCGAGGUUGCGCUGAGGGCCAUGACUGGAUAUGUGAAUUCUGCACAGACGCCGCCACCAGCAAGCCACUAUCGAAGCUUGGGCACGCAGAUGAAUCAGAGUAUUACUUCUUGAAUGAAUGGCCGGGUGCCUCUCGCCUGGGCUAUGUUUGCUCGAACUCAUUGAAAUUGGCGCGAGAGACAAAGUCAAAUUGAUGGGAAUCAGGAAUCCAAACGCUCGAGUCACGAUUUCUUCGUGAUCGACAAUAUUCACUCCUUUUUUUCGUAGUUGUUUUUUAUGUUGUUAUCAUUGGAAAGCUGGUGGUCAUAGUGGCUUAUCGACAUUGUCAACUUGGUUUUGCUUGGAUUAAGGUAGGGGAGAGGGGGAAACGGGAUAUGGGUCAAUGGGGGGAAACCGGGCCGGGAGGUAAAAUUCGUAUUUCGAAAUGUACUUGCAUUCGUUUACUUAGCAGUUUGGCCACCUAGUGGCUUUUUGCUAUUUCUGCCCUGCAUUUUUUUGUAUCAAUACUAGGUUCAUUUUUUCCUCU
Molecule: messenger RNA, 1150 nt
Organism: Bipolaris maydis ATCC 48331
Lineage: Eukaryota; Fungi; Ascomycota; Dothideomycetes; Pleosporales; Pleosporaceae
Source: RefSeq, a predicted model, not a curated record